AUGGCCCUCUCCUCCCCAGGGAGCCCCAGCCUGGAGACCAUCCACCAUGGGGACCCUGACUCCGAACCUGCCGGACAGCUGGACGGGGAACCGUGGCUGCCACCCUGUGAAAUCCGUGAGGCCAUUUCUCCUCAGCCUCCUGCCUUUGAGGCUCUGAUAGGAGAAGCUGCAGGCUUGGGUCUGGGGGACACUGGGAAGAGGGUCCCAGACCCCGAGGCAGAAUGCAGCACGGACAUCAUCCUGGUGGGCUCCAGCGAGCUGUCAUCACCCGCUUCACCCGGGCCCCGCAGAGAUCUCAUUGCAUAUGAAGUCAAGGUUAACCAGAGAGACAUAGAAGAUACGUGCAUCUGCUGUGGAAGUUUCCAGGUGCAUACACAGCACCCUCUGUUUGAGGGGGGGAUGUGCGCUCCCUGCAAGGACAAGUUCCUGAACUGCCUCUUCUUGUACGACGAUGACGGGUACCAGUCCUACUGCUCCAUCUGCUGCACGGGAGAGACACUGCUCAUCUGUGAAAACCCCGACUGCACCCGAUGCUACUGUUUCGAGUGCGUCGACACGCUGGUCAGCCCCGGGACGUCGGGGAGAAUUCAGGCCAUGAGUAACUGGGUGUGCUUCCUCUGCCUGCCCUUCCCCCAUAGCGGGCUGCUGCGCAGGCGCAGGAAGUGGCGGGCUCGGCUGAAAGCCUUCUGCGACCAAGAGUCGGAAAGUCCCCUUGAGAUGUAUAAAACUGUACCUGUGUGGAAGAGAGAGCCAGUCCGGGUGCUGUCCCUUUUCGGGGACAUCAAGAAAGAGCUAACAAGUUUAGGCUUUUUGGAAACCGGUUCUGACCCAGGGAGACUGAAACAUUUGGAUGACGUCACCGAUGUAGUGAGGAGAGAUGUGCGAGAAUGGGGCCCGUUCGACCUCGUGUAUGGCUCUACGCCCCCACUGGGUCACGCCUGUGACCAUCCGCCUGGGUGGUACCUGUUCCAGUUCCACCGCAUCCUGCAGUACUCACGGCCCCGGCUGGCCAGCCAACAGCCCUUCUUCUGGAUGUUUGUGGACAACCUGGUGCUGAGGGAAGAUGACCGGACCACAGCCACUCGCUUUCUGGAGACUGACCCCGUGACCAUCCCGGAUGCCUGCGGCAGAGCCAUCCACAAUGCCGUGCAUGUAUGGAGCAACAUCCCUGCUGUGAAAAGCAGGCACUCGGCCCUGGUUUCCGAAGAAGAACUGUCCCUGCUGGCUCAGGACAAGCAGAGAGCAAAGGCCCCCACCCAGAGGCCAGCCAACCUGGUGAAGAACUGUUUUCUUCCCCUGAGAGAAUAUUUCAAGUAUUCAACAGAACUCACUUCCUCUUUAUAA
Manis javanica (Malayan pangolin) is the source of this 1344-nucleotide messenger RNA. It is a transcript of the gene DNMT3L, whose product is annotated as DNA methyltransferase 3 like. Gene Ontology annotation, cellular component: nucleus; cytoplasm. Gene Ontology annotation, biological process: negative regulation of DNA-templated transcription. NCBI's taxonomy places the organism in Eukaryota, Metazoa, Chordata, Mammalia, Pholidota, Manidae. The record is from RefSeq and is a predicted model, not a curated record. Gene Ontology annotation, molecular function: enzyme activator activity.